GCCGGCCGAGAUGAGCGCCGGCGAGGCCGAUGCGGGGCCGGAGGCCGAGCCGGACUCGGAGGGGGCCACCGGCAGCGGCGUGCCUGGGGGCAGCGGCGGCACCCCGCGCAUCAGGGUGCCCAAUUUGAACUCCGACGACCCGCAGGAGCGAAUCGCCGCCCGCCGACUCCGCAUCAAUGCCCGGCUCGAGGCCAAGCGCAGGGAGGCCCUUGGAGAAGAUCCAGAUGCAAAGAGGCAUGUGGAGGAAGAAAAGAGCAGGAGCCACAAACAAAUUGAAGAGAGCAGACAGAGACUGGCCAAGCUACUCAUUGAUGGCACACAACUAGUGACAAACAUCCAGGUGGCAGCUGAUGCUCGGGAGACACAGAGGAGAUCAGAGGAAGAGGAGCUGAGUCGGCAGAGGCUCGAGAAGCUGGAAAAUGAAGCCAAGGCCAAUCAGGACAAGUUUGAUGAAAUCACCUCCAAGUGGGGCAAUGCCAAGGAGAAGACCAUCCCCCAAGACUUGUGGGAUGUACUCAACUUGCAGCAGCAGCAUUGUGCACUGUUGAUUGAGGAGAAGAACAAACUCAUCAGUGAAUUGCAGCAGGAGUUGAAGAGUAAAGAUGACCAGUAUGUGAAGGACCUCAAGAAGCAGUCGGAUGAUGUUAAUCUUCUUCUGGAGCGAAUGGAGGAGCAGAUCAAGAACAUUAUGAGAAACUACCGCCGAGAGCUCUUGCAGAUCGAGAAGGCCUUUGAACAGGAGCGCCAUGAACUACUGACAAGCAACAAGAAGAAAUGGGAGCAAGCCAUGCAAGCCCUCAACCAGCAAGAGUUGGAGUUCAUGAUAGCCCGCUUUAAGAAGGUGGAAGAAUAUGAGCGGGAGUUGCACCAGCUGCGGGUGCAAGAUGCCGAGGAAUACAACGUUAUCAAGAUCAAGCUGGAGCAUGACGUGCAGGUCCUAGAGCAACAGCUCCAGCAAAUGAAAGCCACCUACCAGCUGAACCAAGAGAAGCUGGAGUACAACUUCCAGGUGCUGAAGAAGCGAGAUGAGGAGAAUACCAUUAUCAAAUCACAACAGAAGAGGAAGCUUAAUCGAUUGCAUGACGUGCUUAACAACUUGCGCAUGAAACUGGCCAGGCAGAUCAAGCAGUACCGUGAGGAGAACCAGACUUUGACAGCUGACUACAAGCGCAUUGUGGAACAAUACAAGGAUCUGCAGAGAACCAUGAGACAUUUUGCCAUAGUAGAUGCUGAGCACUUCUUGGAGGUAUGGCUGAUGAAUGAGGAGGAGGCCAAGGGUCUGAUCAGCAAAGCCCUAGAUGCUGACCGGGUCAUCAACAUGCAGCAGCUGGGCUUGUCCUGGGUGGAGCCGGACAGCUGGUUUCUGCGCAACGUGGGGCCUAUUGUACGUCAGAAGAAGAAGAAAUCGGCCACCGAGCUGGCCCAGGAGGUGAUGUUAUCGAAAUCAAGCAGAAUGGAAUGGGAGCUUACUACCCAGUCAGAAGAUGGUACGCCAGAUAAGAAGGAAGCAACCCCUGAGGAGGGCAUCAAGGAGACUCUGGACUCUGAAUCAGAGGUCCCAAGGAUCUGGUCCAUCUCGCCUGCAACUGUUAAGCACGUCUUGGAGCUCCUGUGUGAUGAGUCAGGUUUUGUGAUCGAGAGCAAGCUGCGGGGUCUCCUCCAGCCUCUAGAGAAGCAUGACCGCACCCUCAUGAAGCUGGACUCCAUUUUCAUGGCCCUGUCAGUUGAUAAUGAAGAUGAUGUGUAUUACAUGGUAGACUUCUUCAUGAAGUACAAAGCUAGGCAGAUGACCUUUCAGGAGCCAGGGGUGAUGGCAGACGCAACUUCCGAAGAAGCAUCUCUAGAUGCAGAAGCAACUGGUGAAGAAGAGGCCUCUUCUUUAACACAAGAGGAGUCCAAGGGCCACGUGGUCUCAAACAUAGACCCCUCCACUAUCUACAUGCACCCCAAUGACAUCCUGAAGGCCCUCAAGGCUUUUGUGCAGGAGUUCAAGGAGCCAAGGAGGAAACACCCCAAUUUGAAGAAAGUGCCUGAAGAGCGAGACAACUCGAAGGACUCUGACUAUUGGGACAUGUUGUCCCACGUCAUUCCAGAUGGAAAGCUGAAGCUGUGGGAUGCACUCAUAGAAGCCUUGCAGAAAUAUAAUUACAUUCUGACUCAAAGAGACAAGUUGAUCACGGAGACAGAUGGGCUACACAAGCGAAACAUGGAACUGCGGAUGCUGCUCCAUCGGUACCUGCAUUCCCCGGUCAACGUGGAACUGCUGAUCCCUCCCACCCACCUCCUGAACCUGCAGCUCAGUCCCCCAUGAUAUUCUUCUCUGCUGGAGCAACGGGGCCAGUUGCUUCCCUGGAAGCCUCAUCUCUUCUUUGCCUGGCACAUAAGUUGGAGCCAUUCGAGGAAGAUGGCUGGGGUUACUUGCUUGGGUUGACUUCUAAAGAGGCCAAGUGGGGAUGAGGAGAGAGUUGCCCUGUGGCUUUCUCUACUAUCCUUGAGUGCUCACUCAGGCAAUGUGUUGAUGAGCAGCCUCCUCCAUGAGAUGUCAUGGGAUCCGCCCUCCCCCCCUCCUUUUAUUUGCCUGGCAAGAACUUUUGGGGGUGGGGUGCGGGGUUGAACUGGUUUUGCAAAUGAUGAAAUUAGGACUUGGAAUACUUUGGACAAUCCAAAAUCUUGCAUGCUUUAGAGCAUUCACAAAACCAGAAACCCACCCCACCUGCCGUCCAGUGACCUUAACGGUAGGUUGCCAGAAGUGCAUUUUCUUAAAUCCCCUGAUGCAGCCAGAACAAAGGUGGCUGUGGUUCCUUCCACCCCUCCCUGGCCCUGCCACCUGUUCUCUGUGGCUCACUAUGGCAAGCAGUGUUCUGGAUUAUGCCGCCUAGCUGUUGUGGAGAGGAGGGAGGUGGCACAGGGUAAGUGAUGGAGCCCUGCAGGGGAGAGGGGAACCACAGCUGUAUCUUUAUGUAAAGGUCCACUUUUAGUGCCCUGAGGAAGUCUGGAUCGCAGUAAGUCACAUGGAUCACAGCAACUUAGGGGCAGAUCCUGGGUGGAUUGCAUAGACUGUUGAGCACUGGGCUUCUGAGAAGGGGGGGUGAUCUUCUGCACUUCAUUGGUAAUUCUAGUUACUCCUCAGGCUCUCUCCCUUGCCUGCCAUUUUAUUUGUGUAUGUUCAUUGCAGAAAUGCAUGAUGGAAGGGCUGUUUAUAGGUAUUAUAAGGGAGAAGAAGC
This is a messenger RNA of Eublepharis macularius, 3224 nucleotides long. It is a transcript of the gene DRC1, whose product is annotated as dynein regulatory complex subunit 1. The coding region runs from base 11 to 2311 and encodes 766 amino acids. Gene Ontology annotation, biological process: cilium-dependent cell motility; regulation of cilium movement; axonemal dynein complex assembly. The record is from RefSeq and is a predicted model, not a curated record. Lineage: Eukaryota; Metazoa; Chordata; Lepidosauria; Squamata; Eublepharidae. Gene Ontology annotation, cellular component: axoneme; axonemal dynein complex. The transcript is spliced from 17 exons.